AUGGAUCUCAAUCGUGCACCGCUAUUGCGUCUGCUAGCUGCACCAACGUGCGAAGGGGACUGGAUUGUAUUGCAAUUGAUGCACCAUAUAAUUGGUGACUACGUUACUAUACAGAAACUAAAUGCAGAAGUGCGUAUGAUUAAUGAAGGACAGAGUGAACAGUUGGCAACACCCACACCAUUUCGGUAUGUAGUAGCCCAGGCUCGUCUGGGUGUCAGUCAAUCUGAACAUACUCACUUCUUCAGUGAAAUGCUUAGCGAUGUUGAUACACCAACCCUACCGUUUGGUUUGACCGACGUUCAUGACGAUGGAAUUGAGAUCGAUCAUGGGCAAUUGAAGCUGCCACAGGAACUCAAUAAUCAAUUGCGAGCCUUUGUACGUCAUUUCCAUGUCAAUCUAGCCAGUCUUUGUCAUUUGGCCUGGGCACAGGUACUUGCUCGUGCUAGCGGAAAUGAAACAGUGGUAUUCGGUACUGUACUACUUGGUCGACUGCAAUCUGGAGAAGGAAACGAGAGUGUUAUGGGUAUGAUGAUCAAUACGUUACCUUUGCGGCUGGAUAUCGAUGAUACUACAGUCGAAAAUGCUGUACGCAACGCUCAUUCGCGUUUGAGUGCUUUACUGUCUCACGAAUAUGCAUCACUGGCGUUGGCGCAACGCUGUAGUGGAGUGCCAUCUUCUUUACCUCUUUUCAACUCAUUGCUGAACUAUCGCCAUAAAUCGCAGACAGAGCGUGGCAUAGAACCACUCGCUGGAGUGAAUAUUCUCAGUAGUAAAGCGCGAACAAAUUACCCAAUAACUUUGUCGUUGGACGACGAUAAUAACAAUCUGAGUCUCACAGCUCAUGUGGUAUCGCCGCUUUCAGCAGCGAGGAUUUGUGGUUAUAUGCAACAAGCUCUCGUCUCGCUUGUUGAUGCUUUCAUAAAUACACCACAGCAACCUGUACGAACAUUGACAGUGAUGCCGCCGGAAGAACGAGAGAUGCUAUUAUAUAGUUGGAAUCGAACGACUGUUAAUUAUCCACCUAUUUGUUGUCUUCAUCAAUUAUUUGAGGCACAGGUGGAGUGUAGCGGACGGGCUAUAGCAGUGGAAUUUGAAGGAGAAACUUUGAGUUAUGCGGAACUCAAUGCACAAGCUAACCGAUUAGCCAAUCAUUUGAUCACGCGAGGAGUUAAGCCAGAUGAUCUCAUCGCUAUUUGUGUUGAACGCAGCACAAAACUGGUCGUAGCUAUAUUAGGUAUUUUGAAAGCCGGUGCCGCUUAUGUACCACUCGACCCGAUCUACUCCAGUCAACGGUUACAAAACAUUUUGGUGGAUGCGGAUCCAUUGUAUUUGUUGGCAGAUGCCAGUGGUCAAGAGGCACUUGGAGAUCAUGAUGUACCA
Molecule: messenger RNA, 1380 nt
Organism: Contarinia nasturtii (swede midge)
Lineage: Eukaryota; Metazoa; Arthropoda; Insecta; Diptera; Cecidomyiidae
Product: linear gramicidin synthase subunit D-like
Exons: 1
Biological process (GO): amino acid activation for nonribosomal peptide biosynthetic process; secondary metabolite biosynthetic process
Cellular component (GO): cytosol; cytoplasm
Molecular function (GO): catalytic activity; phosphopantetheine binding
Source: RefSeq, a predicted model, not a curated record